CGGCGGGCCGGGCCCGGCAGACCUCCGCGCGCCCUCGCGAGCCGAGCGCCGGCAUGACGGGCUCGCUGUUCAAGGGCAACUUUUGGAGCACAGACAUCCUCAGCACAGUCGGCUAUGACAGCAUCAUUCAGCACCUGAACAAUGGCCGCAAGAACUGCAAAGAGUUUGAGGAGUUUCUCAAAGAAAGGGCAGCCAUUGAAGAGAAAUAUGGCAAAGAUCUGCUCAACCUCUCCAGGAAGAAGCCAUGUGGACAAUCUGAGAUCAACACCCUGAAGCGAGCCCUGGAGGUCUUUAAGCAGCAAGUAGACAGCGUGGCACAAUGUCAUAUUCAACUUGCACACACUCUCAGAGAAGAGGCCAGGAAGAUGGAGGAAUUCAGGGAAAAGCAAAAGUUACAACGGAAAAAGACUGAGGUUAUAAUGGAUGCUGCCCAUAAACAAAGGAACUUACAAUUCAAGAAAACGAUGGAUGCCAAGAAGAACUACGAGCAGAAGUGCCGGGACAAGGAUGAGGCGGAGCAGGCUGUCCACCGCAGUGCCAAUUCUGUCAACCCAAGGCAGCAAGAAAAGCUUUUUGUGAAACUGGCAACUUCAAAGACUGCAUUAGAGGACUCAGACAAGGCGUACAUGCUGCACGUCAACAUGCUGGAUAAGGUGCGAGAAGACUGGCAGAGCGAACACAUCAAGGCCUGCGAGGUGUUUGAAGCUCAAGAAUGUGAACGAAUAAACUUCUUCCGGAAUGCAGUGUGGUUACAUGUGAAUCAGCUGUCACAACAGUGUGUCACAAGUGAUGAAAUGUAUGAGCAAGUCCGUAAGAGUUUAGAAAUGUGCAGCAUCGAGGAGGACAUCAAGUAUUUUGUGGACCAACGCAAAACUGGGCAGGUUCCACCAGCACCUAUCAUGUAUGAGAAUUUCUACUGCCCCCAGAAGAAUGCUGCUCCACCAGGAAAGGCUACAGGGCCCAAUUUAGUAAGGAGAGGACCUCUCCCAGUUCCUAAAAGUUUACCAGAUGACCCUGAUUACUCGCUGGUCGAUAACUACAGCUUGCUCUAUCAGUAGCACCCGUGAGAGAAAGCUUUUCCCAGCUAGUGCUUCUGUGGCAUGGAAAGAGGCACGGGAGCAGCAGAAUCCUGUCAAUCAUGAAGACUGAUGUGAACCCUUAUUGUAAUUUUUUUUGAUAUUUUAAAUUUACAGUAGACAUUUUGCUGAACUUAACUAAGUAGAGUUCUGAAAUUUGUUGGUAAAGUUUACACAUUACCCGAGGCUGAAGAAUUAUUCUUUCCUGCUCAGUUACUAAAGCCAGGAAAGGUGUUUCCUCCCCGAGAUGCGGGAUGUCUCUGGAUUCCCUGCAUUGGUUUUUGAGGAGGGCAGACGUGGUGGCGGAGGAGGCGAGCUGUCAGUUUGGCAGAUGCUCCUUGGGCUGUAGGAAGCAUGGCUAUGCAGUGUUUACAGUGACACCCCCUCCCAGAGACACUGAGAUUUAAAUUUACCUUCCUUUUUGCCUAGAGGACCUAGAAGCUACCUGAUCAAACUUGCUCAAGAGCCACAAGUGUGAAAUCAAUUUCUUUACAGUUCUUUCAGCUGAUUAGAGACAGAAGUAGAUGUAGAGUAUGGAUGAGUUCAUUCCACCUCACCCUUGAGGAGGCUAUGAUGUUAAUGCUAAAGUUGAAACACACACACACACACACACACACACACACACACACACACACACACACAGAGCCUGGUCAUUUUUUGUUGUUUGUUUUUUGAGGUAGGGUCUCACUCUGGCCCAG
Messenger RNA from Jaculus jaculus (lesser Egyptian jerboa), 1774 nucleotides. It is a transcript of the gene Pstpip2, whose product is annotated as proline-serine-threonine phosphatase interacting protein 2. Gene Ontology annotation, cellular component: plasma membrane; cytoplasm; actin filament. The record is from RefSeq and is a predicted model, not a curated record. The coding region runs from base 54 to 1058 and encodes 334 amino acids. Gene Ontology annotation, molecular function: actin filament binding. Gene Ontology annotation, biological process: actin filament polymerization. The transcript is spliced from 15 exons. NCBI's taxonomy places the organism in Eukaryota, Metazoa, Chordata, Mammalia, Rodentia, Dipodidae.